Trichoplax adhaerens is the source of this 1083-nucleotide messenger RNA. RefSeq lists its product as uncharacterized. Lineage: Eukaryota; Metazoa; Placozoa; Uniplacotomia; Trichoplacea; Trichoplacidae. Bases 1 to 1083 code for a protein of 360 amino acids. The transcript is spliced from 2 exons. The record is from RefSeq and is a predicted model, not a curated record. Gene Ontology annotation, molecular function: hydrolase activity, hydrolyzing N-glycosyl compounds.
AUGGGUUGUCAUCUUUCAAAAAAAGUCUACCGUUAUCAUAAUGUUUCGAGUGACCCUGGUAUUAAAACGUAUUCACGAUAUGAACAUCCGAAAGAAGAAUUAUUACCUAGUAUGCUUAAAUCGGAUAAAAAAUGGCUAAUUAUUGAUACAGACGCUGGUAUUGAUAGCGCUUUAGCGAUCUUGUUGGCUCUACAUCAUGAUGAUGUGGGUAAUAUUCUAGCUAUCACGUGCGUCAACGGAAUUGUAACAGUAGAUCAAGCAGUCAAAAAUGUCGUAUAUGUUCUUAAUAUUUGUGAUUGUGAUACUAUUCCAAUAUAUAAAGGAUCAGAUCGACCUCUUGUUGGAGAUGGAUUGGCAAACGAACCCUGUUAUAAUGGUCAAGAUGGUUUAGGUGAUAUUCAUGAUCGUUUUGAUUCUAGAUUGUUUUAUAAUAAAAUCGUCAGGUCGGAGAAUGCAAUUAAUAUCAUGGUUUCACUUGCCAGCCGGUAUGAAGGAAAAAUUAGUUUGAUUGCCUUAGGUCCAUUGACUAACUUAGCUUUAGCCUGCAAAGUAAAUCGAAAUUUUCCUCGGCAGUUAAGAGAUUUAACAAUAUUAGGUGGAAGGUACUGUCCAGGUCUGGAAGAUGCGCUAAACAGUAAAGAAUCAAACUUUCUGAUAGAUCCAGAAGCCGCUCACAUAGUGCUAAAAGAAUAUCCCCUUAUGUGCCCUACGCGUAUCAUUAAUGGAGAAACAGUAGUCCAUCAUCCAAUAAAUUUCCAGUGGACAAAUGAUGUUUGGUUGAAGAAUGAUACCAAAAAAAGUGGUUUUGUUGAACAAAUUGUUAGUAAAGCCUUACAAUUCUAUCGACGGAGAGAUACUAACGGAUAUUAUGUCUUUGAUCCAACAGCAACGGCUGUUGCUAUUGAUCCACAUAUCGUCAUUGGUGCUACUCAAAUCAAAGUGGAAGUUAAUUUGAGAGAUCCUGAUUGUCGAGGUCAUAUAGAAAUUAAGUUGCAAGGCUCUGAGGAAGAUGGAAAUUUACUUCUUGUUCAAAACAUUAACGUUGAUGUGCUGAAAGACAUGCUCUGGAACACAGUUAAAUGA